ACAGAUUUAUCGACAUCGGCAAUGUCAGGGUCUGUGUUUCAGAAUUAUCAAGUUCCUCUCAAUUGGUGGGGAUAUGGUAUGCCUCCAGAGUUUUUUGUUCUGGAACAUCUCAGGUAACUGACUUAGCAGGGAAGGCUCCUAUGACAUCAGCACCCCUAGUUUCGCCGAUGACUCAAAUUCUUCAGUAUUCAACAACUACUACUGCAAGACCUAUUACAGGGAAUUUUCAAAUGCCGACAUUCCAGAUGCCUAAUGCAAAUUCAUCGGCAAAUCCGUUGCCAACUCAACCGAGGUUUGUGACUCAAACAGGUUAUGCCAAUCCAGCAAUGACAACUAAUUAUUAACCAUCGGUAGGACAUAUGCCGAUGAACGCCAAUAAUGGUUGGACAGAGCAGUUGUUCUUUCCACAUGUGACAUAGUAGAAUCAUCAGGCUGCGGGAUUCCAGCAAGGACACAUGCAAGUCGGUUUUCAGAAUCAAGGACCAGUAAAUCAGCCGAUGAAUCUCGCUCAACAGGUUGGUGGUCAACAAGCUAUGGCCAAUGUAAUGUUUCUUGGAGACUGUGUACCCCAGAGACACGUGGAAGCUUAUCAGCAGGUGCCAGAAAUUCAACCCGCACAUCGGUAGGAUGCCGAUGCCUAUUGGGCCGAUAAGAUAGCAGAGGUCAUGAGAGACCAGUUUGGAAUAAAACAUAAGAGAAUGGUGAUCCUCUCUCCAGGGUGUGUUGCUCCAUCAGUUCACCGUCCAUCAGUUCACCGUAAUUUUCUGCCCAGAUGGUUGCUGCUGAACAAUAGCUCGAGAAUGUAUUGCCAUGUCUUUCCAGACAGAAUGAAACCAAAAGGACAAAACAAACAUCAGAGGAUGCCUUGCUUCUCCAAGGGGUCUUCCUUUCAAGAUCUGGUGCCCUCUGUAAAGCCUUCACGCCUUCUUCCAGCAGAGGAACUAAAGACAUAUCCCAAUACUGUUCCUGAGGAGAUAUUUAACACAAUCAUACUAGAUGACGCUGAUUCGUUCUAUAUGCUGGAGCUUAGCACAAGUAGAGAAUUUAGUUCAUCUUUGGAGAAAAAUUCUGCAAUCUUAAUCUGCUUGAUUGAUGUUGAUGGUGACUCCUUGCUACAAAGAGUACCGGCAAUCUAUUUGGGUCAACCUACACUUGGAAUUAAGACAGCGCAACUGAUACCCUUCCAAAGUGGUUCAGUUGAUGUUGUCACUUUCAAGGCCUCAAAACUGAAAAGGAUUAAAGAAGUCUGGAUCGGUCUAGAAUCAGGUUCAUGGAGAUUAGAUGGUUUGAGCUUGAAAGUAAUACAUGGACCGGUUGAUCCACCUAAAGAAAUUAAUGGAACUCCUGAACAUAAGUUCAAUGGUUUGCAGUACACUUUUGAGAAAAUAAAUGAGCUUCUUGGAGAUGAUGGAGCUUCAGUAGCUGAAGCAAGGCCUGUGGCUGUCACUGACCUCUCAGGAGUCGGCCUUUCCGAUCUUCAAGAAGGGUUGUUAUCCUCAGAAAGCAAAGCUUCAAGCGUUAAGGAACUAAGAGAGGAUGGGUUGAGAGAGUAUGCUGACCUCAAACAAUCUCUGCUGCUCUAUGAUGCAUCUAUAGUGAUCACUGGCUUCUCCGCCUUCACCUUGGCUUCCAAUGAUAGCGCCGCCUAUUCGUUCCUGAUAGGUGGCAUUGGUGGGUUCCUCUAUCUGUUGCUGCUCCAAAGAUCAGUUGAUGGUUUGCCUGUGAUCACUUCACCUUCAGAAGCUGGCAGUGCACAGCCCUCGGUAACAGGUUUCAGUGGUGUAAGGAGGCCAUGGUUGAUACUAUCACUAGUACUGGUUGCAGGCGCAGUUGCACUGAAGUAUGGUGCUGGAGGUGAUAGCUUUGAACUCACACCGACGGAGCUCUUUGUUGGCACCGCAGGGUUCCUAGCAAACAAGGUUGCUGUUCUUCUUGCAGCAUUCAUGCCUAUGCUAAGUGACUCGAAGAGUGAAGAUGGAUCUGGGGACAUCAAUUAACUGGACUUUAAAAAUAGGUUCGUACUAGUUUCAUAUAGAAGCUCUAUAUUCAAGAUGUGAAGGUAGUCUCAUAUAGAAGCUCUAUAUUCAAGAUUUGAAAGCAAUUAGCUGAUGUGCAGAGGGCAAAUCCUAGUCUCUGAACCAGAAAACUGAACCACGUCGCUAGAUCAUGAUGGUAACUGAGUCCAAACUUCAAUCACCGCAGCAGGUCGCAGGCAUGGUAUCUUUGCAAGGGUUCAAUUCACAGCAAGGGUUCUAGUGUUGUGGUACUUAGAAGUCAGAAACUUGAGUUGUAGUACUCAGAAAUCAGACACUCAAAUGUUAAGAUGAUCUACAGACUACAGGAACAUGACUACACCAGUACCUCCAGCUCCAGAAACGAGCUCGGAAAACAUGAUGAUUGUACGAGAACAAUGCCCCCAUUGUUGUAUGUGAAUAUGACAUUUGUGAGGUAAAUAUACAGUAACAACUAUCAAAACAAAAUGCUUGCCGUUGCUCCAAA
Molecule: messenger RNA, 2499 nt
Organism: Sorghum bicolor (sorghum)
Lineage: Eukaryota; Viridiplantae; Streptophyta; Magnoliopsida; Poales; Poaceae
Exons: 4
Coding region: 666-1997 (443 amino acids)
Source: RefSeq, a predicted model, not a curated record